AUGCCGCGCGCGCUGUGGAAGGAAGUGAAGAAGAUACCGGGCCGCCUCCGCCUGGCUCCUGCACCCAGCCGCCGCAGCCCGCUCCUUCGCUGCUCCGCGUCCGGCGACGGAGGCCCCGACCCGGCCCUCGAAGAGCAGAGGCGCCGCAAGGCCGAGCUGGCCGCCCGCAUUUCGUCCGGCGAGUUCACCGCCCAGGGCCCCGGAUGGGUCGCUCCCCUCGCGGCGAGGCUGGCCAGGCUCGGCCCGCCGGGGGAGCUCGCGGCGGGGCUGCUCACCAAGGUAGCGGGCGCCGGCGCGGCGCGCAGGGGCCCGGAGCUGCCGCAGGCCACGGGGUCGAUCAGUUCGGUCGUCGGAGAGGCCUUCUUCAUCCCGCUCUACGACCUCUUCCUCACCUACGGCGGCGUCUUCCGCCUCAACUUCGGGCCCAAGUCUUUCCUUAUUGUCUCUGAUCCUGCCGUGGCCAAGCACAUUCUCAGGGACAACGCCAAGGCUUAUUCCAAGGGCAUUCUCGCGGAGAUAUUGGAGUUUGUGAUGGGUACGGGGUUGAUCCCAGCCGAUGGGGAGGUUUGGCGUGUUCGACGCCGCGCAAUCGUACCAGCAAUGCAUCAGAAGUAUGUGACAGCGAUGAUCGGUCUCUUCGGCAAAGCUUCCGACCGCCUCUGCCAGAAGUUGGACAAGGCGGCAACGGACGGAGAGGAUGUGGAGAUGGAAUCUCUCUUCUCUCGACUGACGCUGGAUGUCAUCGGGAAGGCGGUGUUCAAUUAUGAGUUUGAUUCAUUAUCUUACGAUAAUGGAAUAGUCGAGGCUGUGUAUGUAACACUACGAGAAGCAGAAAUGCGGAGCACUUCUCCUAUACCAACUUGGGAAAUACCCAUAUGGAAAGACAUCUCCCCUCGGCAGAGGAAAGUCAAUGAAGCUCUUGUACUGAUAAAUAAUAUUCUCGAUGAACUAAUUGCUACAUGCAAGAGGAUGGUAGAUGAAGAAGAUCUACAGUUUCAUGAGGAAUACAUGAAUGAGCAGGAUCCUAGUAUUCUUCACUUCCUGUUGGCAUCUGGAGAUGAUGUAUCCAGCAAGCAGCUCCGUGAUGAUCUGAUGACAAUGCUCAUAGCUGGCCAUGAGACCUCUGCAGCAGUCUUAACGUGGACAUUUUAUCUUCUAUCUAAGUAUCCGAAUGUAAUGUCCAAGCUCCAAGCUGAGGUUGAUGCUGUUCUAGGAGAUGGUUUACCAACGCUUGAGGAUCUGAAAAAGCUAAAGUACACUACUCGAGUUAUUAACGAAUCUUUGAGACUAUAUCCGCAGCCACCAGUUUUGAUUCGCCGCUCCCUUGAGGAUGAUAUGCUAGGGGAAUACCCAAUCGGCAGGGGAGAAGACAUUUUUAUAUCCGUAUGGAACCUUCAUCGCUGCCCAAAGCAUUGGGAGGAUGCAGAUGUUUUCAAUCCAGAAAGGUGGCCUUUGGACGGACCCAACCCAAAUGAGACAAACCAAAAAUUCAGUUACUUACCAUUUGGUGGUGGACCAAGGAAAUGUGUAGGUGAUAUGUUUGCUACUUUUGAGAAUGUUGUGGCAACGGCAAUGCUUGUCAAGCGGUUUGAUUUUCAGAUGGCUCCAGGAGCACCUCCGGUCGAGAUGACAACCGGAGCAACAAUUCACACAACCAAGGGCUUGAACAUGACUGUUACUCGGAGGACAAAGCCACCUGUAAUUCCAAACUUACAGAUGAAAGUUGUUUCCGAUUCAGAAGGACGCACAUUUUCUACUGCACCGGUGGGUGUUUCUACUGCUAGUAUUGCUUCUGGAGAAGAUCAGCAAGAGGAGGUGUCGACAAGUCGAGUGUGAUUUAUUAUUUUUUACGCUCAGAUUGCAGCGACAUACAUAAUGAACACCAGACCGUACAAUAGAGCAGAAGCUUCCUGGUGUGCUUCUUUACAAGGAAAAGCUCUCCUAAAUUCUCCCAGGCUUAUUUUGGUGAUUCAGGCUACAACAGUUAUACAGAUUAUACAUCUCCCUGCUACUCAAAAGUACUGCGGACACAUAUGUACAAAUCCACAAGUACCAAGCAUGGCCUCCUGCACCUCUAAAUCUUCAGCAUGGCCUCCAACGCGCGAAGUACGUCAUCACGGGUAACUAUACCUGUUAAUAGUGUUUAGAAUCUCAUUAAGCUUGCAACAUACUCUGAAUAGUCAAUGUUAAGGAGAUAAUACAGAUCUAGUAUAUUGAGUCCUCUGUUCCUGGUUUGUCACAGUUUCUGUUACUCACCUAUCACUUGGUUGUCCUGAUUUACUAUUGGUAAUCUGUGGAUCUUCUUUUUGAGCAUCA
Lolium rigidum is the source of this 2316-nucleotide messenger RNA. Its product is annotated as protein LUTEIN DEFICIENT 5, chloroplastic-like. Gene Ontology annotation, cellular component: chloroplast. The record is from RefSeq and is a predicted model, not a curated record. Gene Ontology annotation, molecular function: oxidoreductase activity, acting on paired donors, with incorporation or reduction of molecular oxygen; heme binding; beta-carotene 3-hydroxylase activity. The transcript is spliced from 17 exons. Gene Ontology annotation, biological process: xanthophyll biosynthetic process. The coding region runs from base 1 to 1836 and encodes 611 amino acids. NCBI's taxonomy places the organism in Eukaryota, Viridiplantae, Streptophyta, Magnoliopsida, Poales, Poaceae.